UAUCGGGGAUGGCGGUCGCAGGUGAGAUCACAGGUUAUUCUUCAGGAAAGAUAUUUUCCAGAAAUGAAAAAUGUUGUUUAGAAGCAUGGAAAUAAUAAGUGCCUGGAGUGCAAUAAAAGAUGCAAAUGAAAAAGUAUUACCCAGUUGUAUCAGUGCGAGAUGUCGAACUGUGUAUCCUAUAAAGUGUAAAGAUGAUGUGGAAAGAUUAUUUUUCUUCUGAUUUAUUAUAUGCAUUAUUGUUUUUGUUGUAACUUGUAUAGUCCAGUAUGCAAAAUAAAAGUACUCAGAGAACCAGACCAAAAAAGGUUAGUCGUGUAUAUUCUUCAAGGCCCAGGAGAUCAGGAUCCCAAGAACAAGUAGAAAAUAGUGAAAAGGACUCGCAGCAUAAUGAUGAUACCUGUGCUAAGGCUUCCUCAGGCAGUAAUAUAGAUUUGCCAACCAGAAGUGUAGAUGCAGCUGUGACUAGCCUUACACAGUCCUUCUCAUUUGACCCAGAAGUAGGGAUAUCAGGCACACCAGAAAAUGACCUCAACAGAGCAGAAGAGAAUUUGUCUUCAGUAUUUAAUUUAUGCAACACAGAAUUUGCUCCCAGAGAAGAUCCGAGAUAUGUCACAUUGUCAGAGAAUCCCAAGAAUGCUACUACACAAACAUUCCUUGCAAGUGUACAGUUGUUGGCUGAAGGUAAAAAUGAAACAGAAUGCAGAGAAAUAGUAUCAGGGAAUAACUAUGCUCCUAGCAGUUCAAGAAAAAUACCACAAAAAACAGAUGAAUUCCCAGAUCAUAGUAACAGUGGCUCAGAACUUGCAACAGAUCCAUUGCAAAUACAAAUAUCAGGAAAAAACAGGAAAAUAGUUUCUUCCAAUGACAAUGUUAUACACUAUGUGCAGCGAGGAAGUAUACAUGCAGGAAGUGUUAGGAAUGUUGAUAAGUUAAAAAGACCUCAGUACCAGGUAUCGGGGUUUAUGGAAGAUCACGCAGAGUUUGCUUCAGAUUGGCGGGAGGCAACUCAGAGACAAGGAAGACGAUACACCCCGUCUGUGCUAGAGUCAACAGUGGAUGGAAGUGUUGUGAAAGGAGCACGGAGACCAUAUGGAUCAAGAGUUACUCCUACAGAACUUGACAGCUUCAUCGACAUGGCUAUACAGAUUGGUAGUGAUGAGAAAGAUCCCCUUAUUUCAUUAGAUGAGUGGGGCCUAAAGACUGAACAACACAAAUACAAGUGUUCUGCAUGUAAGGCGGUGAGCAAGACACGCUUGGAUAUUGAACAACACAUUGCGGAUAUGCAGAAAGACCAUGAAAAAGCAGUAGUGGUGGUGCUGAUGGGCCCAGAGGCACGAGGAAGAAGCUGCCCCAUCUGCAAUGAGAUAUUUCAGCGGACUCAUUUGUUUAAGCAUAUUAGGGAGUCCCACAACACUUUCUUUCCCUUGCGCUGUGGGUACUGUGUAUUCAUGGGGCAGGAUCACAAUCAACUGCGUCAUCACAUUCGCAAGAAGCAUGGCACAUCCAAAUAUCGAAUCAUCGAUGUUUCCCUCAUCCUCGCUGAAAGUGAUGGAUUAGGUGAGAAAGCUUUACUGGAAGAUGAGGACCAGAGUGAUGAGGACAUCAGAGAAGAUUCAGCACCUCAGGGGAAUAUGCUCUGUCCUCUCUGUGAACUUGCGGAAUUUGAAGAAGCACGUGGCCCAACACAGCCGUCAGAAGCAACAGUGCAUGCUCUGCCCCUUCACGACAACUUUCCCAACACAAGUUCGCAGCCAUUUUCGACGCAAGCACCCAACACAUUCUCCCAAAUGGCAAAAGGUGACAUUAGAGAAAGGUGGCAGUGAUGCCCUGGUGGAAGAUGUUGGCCCAUACUUGCGUCUCAUCACCAGAAAGUAUGGAGUGCGUCAGCCAAAGAAAGAGAAGAAAUGGAUGCGGCAAUAUAGGUGUCCUCACUGUGAUUAUAUCUGCAGUUUCAAUUCCUCAUACAACCGUCACCUGCGUCUACACAAAGGUGUCAAGCCAUAUAAGUGUGGAUACUGUGAUUUCCAUGGCAGAGAAGCCUAUGUUGUGAGGAAGCACUGUUCAAAAGUGCAUAAGGGUAAAGAGGUGCUUGUUGAGAAUGACAAGAACUUCAAAGCUCCAUAUCGCUUUGAAUCAAGAACCAAAAUAGAAAAUUAUGAGUGGAUAUCAUGUCUAGGUAAUGAAGGAAUAAAGAACAAUGUCAAUCAGGAAAAUGAGUCCUGUCAAGUUAGCAAAUGCAGUGACAAAGAGCCUGCAGAAGCAAGGACUUUCAGCACGAGUGCAGUGACAGCUCAGCCUGCAGUUGAUUGCUCAGAUGAAAAGGUGUUAAUAGCUGGUUCUUCGGCUUCAUUUGCCCAAAAAUUUGAAUGUUUGACAAUUAAAACCCUCAGUGUUACGGCAGAAGAUCAGGUUGUGAACACUUUGCAUGAUCAGCAACAAGAAAGACAAAUGAAAAAUGGUGAACUUCAGCAAAUGUCAGAGGCUGCUGUUUCUUCAUGUGGACAAAGUGGACCAUUAGUAGGACAAGGUGUGGGACCAAAUUUAAAGAGAACUGCAAAUCUUAGAAAUCAGAUGGAGAAAGUAGUCACAGAUACACUUGAGUGUGAAGAGUCCAGUUCAGUGAAAAAGUUGAAUUAUGAAGUUGCUGCAAUCACAGAUCCAUCACUUCAGCCCAACAGUGCUGAAUCCUCAAAUCUUGAACUUCAUAAUUUCAGACCAAAUUUUGAACUUCAACCUGAAAAUCAAUCUGUAAAGGUUAAAACAUUCAAAGUCAAACAUGCACCCCAAAGCAAAUGUGUGAAUGUGAACGAGAUUUGGACAGAUGCUAAAAAAUUACCCAGUACAGUAUUAGAAUCUGAGAUUAGUAACACAGAUGUAGAUAGAGUAGAGACUAGUCUAGAUUCUACAAAGUGUGAACCCUCAUUUUGUUCCAUUAGCUCUGUUCCAUUAGACUGUGAAGAAGGUAGUGAUAAAACUGUUGUUAUUGAGUUAAGCGCAACUGAUUAUGAAGGCUUUACUGUCAAGGAAGUUUCUGGAUUUAAAAAGCUGGAAAAGCUAAGCCACAAAAAUUCUGAAGAGCCUGUUUCUUUAUACAUAGAUACAAAAAGAGUGAAUAAAACACAUCACUCUUUAAAUUUGGAGUCUGAAAAUAAAGCAGAUGCAUCUUCUCUCUCAAAAGACUUCAGUAUUAGUGAACCCACAACCACAAAAAAAAAUGUAAGCAAACUCAUUACACCAGAAGCUACCAAAAUUGGAAAUUCGGAGGCUAAUCCAUCAAACGGCUUAGAGAACACACUUCAUACUCACAUUGCCUUCCUCACAGACUCUCUUGUACAGCGCCUCAGCAGCCCAAUAUCAGCCACUCCAGGUGUCAUGACAAGAGACUUGCUUGGACUGGACUACAGCAAUAGUGACUACUUUAGCUCAGAGAAAGUACGGCUCAUGAUGAAGAAAAAGAGUGGAGGAAGAGUCAAGUGCAGUGUAUGUGGGGUGACUACAACUUAUCGGGCAUUUUACAAGCAUGCUAAAAAGCAUUUUCACAUUAAGCCCUUCAAGUGUGGCUAUUGCUCAUACAGAUCAAUUGAGAAGAGCAGGAUUCGAGUGCACAAUACUUUUUGCCACCCAAGUCGACCUUGUAUCAUUCUUAAGUUGUCACCAGAAACUGCUGGGAUGACCACAGAUGGAAUGCAACAGACUUCUGGGAAGAUGGGCGAGCCUGAUGCUGGUAGACCCCCAAACAGAACAAAUAAAGUAGAUGAUGAAACCUUCAUAACAUUUCCUGAUGCUGGAGGUUCUGUCAGAGACAGCAACAACACUAAUAUUUGCAAUAAAAUAUUACCAUCCAAUAGCAAUUCUUGUGAGUCCCAGGUCACCAUUAACAAAAAGGUGGCUGAUAAAAUAGUGAACCACCAUUCCCCUUCAACUACCUCAACUGUGGUGUCUAAUUUGUCUGCUGGGCCCUCAACAUUCCAUUGUCCCAUUUGUUACAAGCAACUGCAGAUUCACACACCAUCAAUAAGAAGGCACUUGUACAGUCAUUAUGGUUACAAACCUUACAAAUGUGGUUACUGUAACUUCACUGCCAUCGGCCAAAAUGAGAUCCGUGCACAUCAUGUCACUCAUGGCUUUGCCACAGUGCCCAAGGUGGAGUCUUCUGGCCUCACCAUGCCAGCUGGCCUCACCUCUUACGUGAAUGAACUCCUAGGGCAGCAGCGAGGGAGCCGCAAGCCCCAGAGGAAGAGAGGGCAGGUUACCGAAAACCAGAUGUUAGAUGAAACCUCAGAAAGUGAAAGGGAACCAACAGAGACCCAGCAGGAGCCAACUGACCUCAUGUGGACGGAGGUGGCCUCAAAAGAAGAGUUGGCCACCAUUUACUUUACACCCCAAGAGCAACCCCAGCAGGCUCUAGUUCCUACUCCCAGUAGUGAGCCACAGGAGGGUCUAGAUCUUCCUGUCGAAACAGGGCCCCUGACACAGCCACUUGAGCCUGUGGAUCUAUAUUCUGAGGCAGCAUAUGCUGUACAGGUUCUUGAAUCUGGGCAGAAUCCAGGACCUGGCACUAGUCCCCCUCCACAGCUUGAUGUUGGAGGUAAUUCCUAUUCACAGUUUGAUUCAGACCAAGUGUGUGUUGUUUAUCUGAUUGAUUAGGUACUCAGCAAGAACUGUUAAAGGAUCUCCAUGUUAUUUAAAAUUCCACAGAUGGGCAAAAUCUGUCUUUUCCAACAGAUGAUCCAAGAAAUUAAAAAUUGAAAUGAGUAGGAUUGUAAAUGCAUUAAGCAAUGGGAAAAUUAUACUUUAUUGAAUUCUUUGAGUUGUCAUGAAUACCUGAUAUUAUUUUUCUUUGAGUUAUCAACCCAUCAAAAAACAGUUUUUAUGUUUUUCCUUUUUCUUCUUUUAAAAAAUGUUGGUGAUUUUACAGGCCACGAUACACAUUCAGAAAAAUCUUUUAAAGCAAAGUUGAAUUUGCUUUUUUUUUUUCUAUAUCUGAAGGUUUCUGGAGAAUGAUUGCAUUACAAAAGUAAUAAAAUUAAUGCAUAUGUAGAGACAUGCAUAAUAUAUGCAUUUGGUAAUGCAUUUAUUGCCAUAUAGUAUGUGUCCCUUUCUCACUAUAUCUUAUAAUUUAUUCCUAUCCCUUGGGAUUCCCUUUGAGUUUAUUUGUUCACUUCUUGUUCUCAGUUUGUUUCACCUCUUUAAAUGACAUUUCAUACAAUAUGACAUCAGUCUGCAAUCUUCUCGUCUUUUCUCAUCUAGUUGUGGUCAUUUAUAUUGAUUGUCUAUAAGGAAGAAGAAAUUGGCAACUUACCCCAGACUCAGGAAUACUGCGAUUCACCAGGUCUCGUAUUUUAUUCCAGUGUUUUGCAUCUUUAGAACCUAUAUGCAUUAUUUUAUAUUUUUAUAUUGAAAUUUUCUGCCUCUAAUACCACUUUAUUAUUUGUACCCAAAAGAGACUAUGAAUUAGAGUACUCCAGUGUCUGGGGUGAGUUGCCAGUUUGUUCUCUCCAGAUAUUGGAUGGUAUAGUAUUUAUUCCCUUGGUCCUUGUUUGUAAAUAUUCCUUGUGUUCUAGAUCUGCAAGUGAUUCCAAGCUUAGACCAUCUGCAUAUAUAGCUAAAUAUUCACUUAUUAGAACUAUGAUAGAACUUCCAAAGAUCUUUUCAAAGCAGACUGAAAUAUGUCUUUCCUUUCAGUAGUGAUAUUCUGUAUAUAACUUGUGAAUGAAAGUUAUUAUGUAUGUGAAGAUAUAGACUUAUAACUUUACUGUGACUAGAUUAUUCCAAGUCUAAUUAAUUACCUCAUUACAUUCAGCCAUUGCAGGAUUUGUGAGCAGUCUUUUCUGUAAUUUAGUGAUAUUUUUUACAUGAAUAUUAGUAAGUCAGUAAUUACAUUGAGUGAAGAAAGAUCAACAAAUACUGAUUGAGGCAGAAAAUUAUUAGUAAUAUUUAAUAUAUCCUUUGACUAAAUAUUAGAAUCAAGAGAACCUGACUUAUUCAAACCACAAAAAUUAAAAGAAAACACUUCUGAAAACCAGAAAGACAGAUUUUUGAUG
Molecule: messenger RNA, 6044 nt
Organism: Penaeus monodon (black tiger shrimp)
Lineage: Eukaryota; Metazoa; Arthropoda; Malacostraca; Decapoda; Penaeidae
Biological process (GO): regulation of transcription by RNA polymerase II
Cellular component (GO): chromosome
Molecular function (GO): chromatin insulator sequence binding
Source: RefSeq, a predicted model, not a curated record